CACAUUUAUCGCUCUCUUUCACUACUACACGCUUAUAUCAUCAUCAUCAUCAUCCGAUUUUUUAGGGUUCAAGUUCGAAUUUCGGAUCUGGAUUUUUGAUCCUCAUCCACACUUUUUAGUGUCCAGACCCAACAAAGUUCGAAUUUUUACACACACAUAUAGAUACAGAUACAAUAUAUAGAGAUAUAAUACAUAGACAUAUAGAUAGACAUACAUACAUACACAUACACCAAUGAUCCAACGGCUCGUUGACAACUUCCUUGCUGUCACAAAAGAGUCUGUGAAAACGAUUACUUAUGAGUCAUUAAAUCAUAUAUUGCGGCUGAUAAAUGGUUUCUCAGCAAUGUUACUGGCUAUCAUGCCUGGGAAAACUAACAUGCUUGAAGGAAUCCAUGGUUGGGAGCUCAGACCAUCUUUUCGUGGACCCCGGCUUCCUCGUUGGAUGGAGAAUGGGGUGUCUUCCUUUAACCAGUUUGUUCAUGAACUAUCCAUGGAUUCUGACUCGGCAUCGAGUGUAGAUUAUUCAUCUGGCGAAGAGUCAAAUGGUGAUUAUGAUGAUGAUGAUGAUGAUUAUGAUUACGUAUCCCCUCCAUCUCCGUCAUCACAAAGUUCUCGAUUCUCUAGGGCAAGUAGCCGAAGCAGGCGUGAAAAGCACCGGUCACACUGGUUUUUUUCCUUAGUCAUGUGGCUUCUGCUUCCUGUGAGGCUGAUUACUGUGAUACCAUUAUAUCUGUACAGCGUGUUUCUCAGUAAAGGUUUAAAGGGACCCACGAGCAGCCAAGAAAGAGUGCAGACUUCACAAGUCCAUGCUGGUAGGAAAACAUUGGAUUAUGUUGUCCAACUGGCUACCGACAGAAGACGUGGAGUUAUAGAGGAUCUGCAUCUAGGAAUAGAGUUUUUUAUAGAAACCAUAUUUGAUGGUAUUCACAAGGCAGCUUCUUGUUUUCUUUCUCCAAUGGAUUCUCUAAGGGAGUUAUUGAGGUGGUCUUCUCCCGUGGCUCACCCCGAUGAUUCGAGUGCGUAUGUUACAACUGCUACUCUUGGUGAGGAUGACCCUACCCCCACAGAAAGAAAAGCUAGAUUGAAUAGUCCCCUGAAUACAGAUGCCAGGACAUGUCAAGAUGUUAUCACAGAGCUUGGGUACCCUUAUGAAGCUAUCAAGGUGGUUACGGCUGAUGGAUAUGUUCUCCUUUUGGAGCGAAUUCCAAGACGUGAUGCUAGAAAGGUGGUUUAUCUACAACACGGAGUCUUUGAUUCAUCUAUGGGUUGGGUGUCUAAUGGAGUUGUUGGUUCUCCCGCUUUUGCAGCUUAUGAUCAAGGCUAUGAUGUCUUUCUGGGUAAUUUCCGUGGUCUAGUUUCAAGAGAACAUGUCGACAGGAACAUGUCUUCACGAGAGUAUUGGCGUUACUCCAUCAAUGAGCAUGGGAUCCAAGAUAUACCAGCCAUGAUAGAGAAAAUCCAUAUAGUGAAAACUUCGGAGUUGAAGUCUGUACCAGAAAUCGACACUGAACGAACAAACCAUGAGCAACCUUAUAAAAUUUGUGCAAUCUGCCACAGCUUAGGAGGAGCUGCAAUUCUCAUGUACGUCAUAACCCGCCGUGUGGAAGAAAAACCUCACCGCCUCUCAAGAUUAAUCCUUUUAUCGCCAGCUGGCUUCCAUCAUGACUCGACAUUUGUUUUAACAGCACUUGAGUACUUUCUCCUUUGGUUUGCACCCAUUUUACGACCUCUUGUACCCGCUUUUUACAUUCCCACAAGGUUUUUCCGGAUGUUGGUUAAUAAAUUAGCACGGGAUUUCCAUAAUUAUCCUGCUGUUGGUGGGGUUGUUCAAACCCUAAUGGGUUAUAUGUUAGGUGGUGACAACUCCAAUUGGGUUGGAGCAAUAGGCUUACCCCAUUACAACAUGAAUGAUAUGCCUGGGGUGUCUUUUCGGGUUGCACACCAUUUAGCUCAAAUGAAGCAUGCACGAAAAUUCAGGAUGUUUGACUAUGGCAGUCCUUCAGCUAACAUGGAAAUCUACGGUUCACCGGAACCAUUGGAUUUGGGGGAAUAUUAUGGGCUCAUUGAUGUUCCAGUGGACCUUGUUGCGGGGAGGAAAGACAAGGUGAUCCCUCCAUCCAUGGUGAGAAGACAUUAUAGGCUAAUGAGAGACGCUGGUUUAGAGGUAUCUUAUAAUGAAUUUGAGUAUGCUCAUUUGGAUUUUACAUUUUCUCACCGUGAGGAACUUAUGGGAUAUGUAAUGUCUCGUUUGUUACUCGAUGCACCUGCUACUAAGCACAAAUCCUUGAAAUUGAAGAAAAAGGAAGGGAGAGGUGAAUGCUAAGCAAGAGGUCAGUUCUUGAUCAUGUUCUUUCCUGUGUCAUUUUGGUAUACAAGGAUGAUAGAUUGAUACGUGUAAGUUGUAACUAUCUUAUAUCCACUAGUUAGAGAUUAUGUUGUAUAGGAGUUGUGUCAAGUUCUCCCUUAGCGUUUUUUAAGUGGAUGGAGAUAUUUGGCUAGUGUAGUAAAGCUGGGUAUGUGAGAGAUGAAGUCUAUAGUUUUAUAUGAAGCUAAUUGCAGUUAUCUCUUAUAGUUAGAGGGAGCCCAUGAUAUUGUAUGUUACUGGCGAAAUAUAUUCCUGAGUUUGAUACCA
This is a messenger RNA of Erigeron canadensis, 2632 nucleotides long. RefSeq lists its product as uncharacterized. The coding region runs from base 233 to 2323 and encodes 696 amino acids. Gene Ontology annotation, biological process: lipid metabolic process. The record is from RefSeq and is a predicted model, not a curated record. NCBI's taxonomy places the organism in Eukaryota, Viridiplantae, Streptophyta, Magnoliopsida, Asterales, Asteraceae. The transcript has 9 exons.